GUCAUAUGUGAGCGUGUGUUGUUUGCGACGCCGUGUUUCCCAGUGUUUGCGGCACUGGGUGAUCUCCACUAAUGAACAAUCUGCUCGCUGAGGUGUGACCGCUGGCAUUGUAUUGGGAGCCACACUGUGCAUUGCUGAUGCAGUGGGCGAGAGAGGUAGAGAUACAUAGAGAGCGAGAGAGAGAGAGAGCGAGAGAGAGAGAGAGAGGCAGUGAGAGAGAGAGGGAGAGUGGGAGGGAGGGGAUACAUGGAACUCAAUUCCACACAGACGAACAUGCACUGGCUCAGAAGGACGCCGUCUCCUGCAACACGGACACACGUAUUGUUAGCUGGGGACUCUGCACUUCAUUUUAAACAUCUGUAGGCCAUCUUGCCGGAGAGCGAGGCGAAAAUGGAGAACAACAUGUGAGGCGGGCGACGACGCGCCCCUGUCGACAGCAUGCUUCGCCUCCUCCAGACCUCGGCUUUCUGCUUCUGGUGCUUUCUGCUGCUUCACAGGCAGGCUGCGGCCGACGUAGAUGCCCCUUGGGGGCCGACGUCAUCGAGAGAAAAGCCACGUGGAAUCUAUUAUUGGUGGACCCCAUCCCUGCCGAAGUUACCUUCCCUUCCCUCGCUGCCCUUCGGCAUCCCCAUUUUUGGAAGCUCGAAAGUCAACAACGAGUCGCCCGCGACCGCUCUAACGGAGCCAAUCGAUCGCCUGCAAAAACACUUGGGUUCAGGGAAAGGCAGCUUUUCUGAGGCCUCUGAAUCCCCUACCACUUUGAGUCAGGUGCUCCUAACCAGCGUGACAAAGAUAGGAACAGGGUCACUUCCCACGGGGACAUCGGAUUCUCCGCUCAGCAGCAGCGCGCCGCAGAGCGACAAUGAGGCCCUUGUUUUAGACUCCUACGCUCCCACAAGCAGUUCUGUCAGAAACACUCUGGUCACCAACGGUCCCACCAGCGCGAGCCCUCCACGGCAAAAUCCAACACACACACACCCGCAGAGGGGCGCCGCCUCGGCCGCGACCCAACAGCUCCCGGGGGAGCACACGGGUAAGGAGGCCCAAGGUGUUACACAAGACAUCCUUUUCACUACAGCAGCAGAAAGCACAGCCCCCACCGCCUCUACAUGGACAGCAGCCCAAACCACGACAACCCCGGUACCGGUGGAGACCACUCUACCCGGCGGAGACCCCCUGAGGCCCGUUACCCCGGCUACGUCCGCCGAAACGACGUUUGUAGAACCGCGAGACUCAACUUUCGGCAUUACCCCGCGUGCUGCGGAGGCAACAGCGGCAGAAGCUCAGCCCACCUCGGCCCAGAGCGGGGUGGAUCUGGGCUUCCCCGAGGCCAGGUCAGGGCGCGGGGAGGAGAAGCUGCGGGCGUACACCACUGCCACGGGGAUCGAGUACAAACUGGUGCCGGAAUCCAUAACAAGCCCAACUCUGAGCCAAAGGGUGGACUUUCCAAUGGCAGGAGAGCCGCCCGGCAGAGAGGAUACGGGGGACGGGAAAGGUGCGGCUCCUUCGGCAGACGGGGAUGGGGACGUUUCCACGACGUCCAGCGAGGUGCUGACUCCGUCGUCGCCACAGAGCACAGAAACUCCCUAUAUCCCUCCGUACACUGAUGACUGGAUGUACAACCAAGUGGACAGUGACGCCACCUUGCUUCCAGACUGCAAUAAAGAGCGCUCCGGCAUCUGCAACCUCUCCGACACCUGGGACUUAAAACCCCCCUCGGACGUCAAGCCCGCGCAGAACGCCACUUCCGCGAACCGAUCAGCCAGCGGUGACAGCUGCAUGGCUGCCCCCAUGUUGGUGCCGCUGUACACCGACUGGAACAGCGCCAUGGCGGCGUGGGGCGUGGCCUGGGAGGCGCACGUCUACGGCGCCGGGUGCGUCUUUGCGAUGCUGACGCUGGCCUCGGCUCUCAAUCUGCUCUGCUUGCCCCUGCGAUGCCCGUCCGGCUGUGGCUACUUCGCCCUGGUCAGUCUGUUUCUGCUGGCCGGCGGCGGCACCAGAUCGUUCUCCCUCCUGUACGAUGCCUACGGUCACGGGGACCGCUUACCCUCGACAGAGGCCUCGCUGAUACUCUACGAGGCGCCGUUUCCCUGUUUGACUGCGGCGUUCGGCCUGGUUUUCCUUCUACUCUCCAUGCGCUCAAGGAUGCAGCUCUCCUACUCGGCCUUCCAGAGACCCUGUUUCCUGGCCUGCCUCGUCGUCGUGCACUUUGGUGCCGCGUUUGGACCGGUGACGUUACUGAAGUUCUACCAGCAGAAGCCUCCCCUUUGCCUCUUUCUCUCGCUCAUCUCCCGUGGGACCUUCGUCGCCCUGGCCACAUUUCUAUCCGCGGCCUAUUUUGUGUUCUACAUCUACGUGCGGGCGGAUUCGAAACACAUCUACCACCUGAACAACACGUCUCCAACGCCCGCCGAACGUUACAACCGCUGCCCCUUCGCUGAAAGCCGGGACUGGGACCGCGCAGCUGUCACCGUUUGUGUUUCAGCACUGUUUUGUCUAGCGUGCGCAGGACUGCAGUUCUACGCAAUGCUCAACGCUAUGGGUGUGGCAGGUGGAGAGGAGGUAUUCCACGCUUGGCCCUGGUGGGCUUUCCAGUUUAGCUGCAGACUAUGUGAGCUCGGGGUUUGUCUCACCUUAGCCUUGGUGGUGGCGCAACCCGUCUACUGUUCUGACCACCUCCCAGCCGCGGGGAGCUGUUGGACCGAACUGUUGGCGUCCAAGUCACCCAUCCUGCCUGGGAGCUACCAGUGGAGCCUUAGCCAGCAAGAGAAGCUUGCAAUCGUCGAUACUGUUGGGCUCGGAGAGAUAGAGAGCCUCCCUCUUUACACCCUGGUGGAUGAGAGGCUUGGUAGCAGUCUAAACGGCCUUGACCUCCUCUACCACAGCAACCGGGCCUUGGCAUACAAAGACCUGGACUUGGAUUUAGACAUGAAGGGUCCAAGGAAACCCGAGGAUGUAGGACGCGGAGAACCCUCGGGUGGAUCCUCGUUCACCAGCGACUCGACCGCAGACCUGAGGCCACCUUCGCCCAUCAACCUGCGCCGCAGCAUAGACGAAGCACUUUUCAGCGAGGCCCUGUUCCCCACGAGCCUCUUCAGCCCUGCCAGGCCUAUUCACUGCAGUGAUCUAUCCAUAAACAACCACUGUGCGCCACAAUGCAACGGCCUCAGUGAUCCCCUCUCGGCUGACCCUGGCCUUUACCGAACCUCAUCCUGUGUGGAGGUGGCCCCCCAACCCGAGCCCUCUCGCGCCCAAUCCCACGGAGAUACAACUAAAGGUGCUCCACCGUCUCCCUCCCUGUCCUCAUCCUCCAGCUGCUCAUCUCCUGAGCGUUGGAGGGGCAGCUCUUCCUCCUGUUCCCUCUACCGGGAAUCUUUCGGAGGCUCCUCACUGGUCCUCUGUCCAAGCCCGGAGAGACGUGCUCGGCAGCUUCUCCAGCAAGAGGCCGCGGGCCACGCGGCGUCCACCGGGCACCGCGGCCACGGCGACCCACAGAGGAACUAUCAUACACUGGGUGCGGCCUCACAAGAGAGCCUGGACCUGGACAUGUCGUCGUCGGAGGCGGACCGCUCCGCGCAGGAGGAGUUCAUCGGCGUUUGCAGACAAAUCGAUGCUUUGAGUAUCUGCAGUGAGACUAUAGAUUUAUAAAAGGACAAGUUUGGUCAAACAAGGAUAACAUAGGGGACUUAGAAAGAUGUUGGAAAGGUGACUGUCGAGGUAUUCUACAGCCCAUUUGAUAGUGCUUUUACCGUAAAACUUAUAGCUGCCAAAAUAACGUUCCUGAAGGUUUGAUAAGCUUUCGUACGUGGUAAUUAGUGAACGUCUACGUGGGUCUAAGUGCCAAGAAUGUCAAAAGCCAAGAGGUAAUUUGUAACUUUUACAUGCUUGGUUAAGGCCGAUGAAGUUUGAUACUGUAUUAAAAAAAAAAAAAGUGGCAUUUCACUGAGUGGAGAUGACAAGAAUUUAUUUGUACAAAAUGUUUUUAUUGCAUUUCAACAUUCCAAAUACUACUACUGUGACAAAGAUUAAGCACUUAAAUACUACUGAAGUCUUACGUUUUCAUAUUCGGCAAAGUUGUCAUUAAAUCUCAUGUUAUAUAUACUGGAUUGCGCCCGUUUGUCAAACUAUAAACCAUAUCAUGACACUUCUGAUUUGCAGUUCUGGUGCAGCAGUGACCUCUACUGGAGAACAAUUGUUACUUUAUCCUACUAUUACCGAUGGCCUCUGCUUCUAUGUACAACGGCAGCAUAUUCUGGCUUGCUUACUAAUUUAUUUAUGUUCAAACAUAACUGCUAAACACAUUGUUUAAUAAAGUGUAUUUUAUAAAGAACUGGCUUUUUUUUUUUACUUAAAAGUUAAAGGUGACAUCCAACAUGACUUUGUGGCUCAUAUUCAAUAAGACAUAAGUCAUUCAUGUUUGAUUUAUUUAUUCUUUAAACAUGUGCUUAUUCUUCUCAAGUGAUAUUCCUCAAAAAAUGCCAAAUGAUUUUAACGAAUACAGAGUCUUUUCUGUCCAUUUAAAAAGCCCUUGCUUAUUAAUUUAGGUAUUGGUUGCAGAAGCUACUGCGAUGUCCUGGCAACUGUAGCAGCUUUACAAUAUCCUGAAGCUGAAAUCAUAAAGGAGCAGCUCAAAAAACUAAAGUGUAAACCCAAUAUCUCACCAAUCACUAUAUUGGUGCUUUUUAGAUGGACUAAUAGAACACAGUACUUGACAAUUGACAUUUUAAAUAAAAACCUGACUUAUCUCUUUCGGUGGGAAACUGAAAACAAGCAGCAGUUAUUUCCAACUGAUAUAAGUAUAUAUUUCUCCAUAUAUUUUCAUGUACAUUUAUUUUGCAAUUUUUUGAAAUUGCAAGGCCUUCUUUUUUUAAACACUCUGCAGGGUAAAGAAAUGAGCACUUUAGAGGAAUUCAACCCUUACAAUCUGGUAACCAUCGUUUAAAAG
Molecule: messenger RNA, 4945 nt
Organism: Gasterosteus aculeatus aculeatus (three-spined stickleback)
Lineage: Eukaryota; Metazoa; Chordata; Actinopteri; Perciformes; Gasterosteidae
Gene: prrt4b
Product: proline rich transmembrane protein 4b
Source: RefSeq, a predicted model, not a curated record